This is a messenger RNA of Chinchilla lanigera (long-tailed chinchilla), 1440 nucleotides long. RefSeq lists its product as uncharacterized. The coding region runs from base 9 to 1346 and encodes 445 amino acids. The transcript has 10 exons. The record is from RefSeq and is a predicted model, not a curated record. NCBI's taxonomy places the organism in Eukaryota, Metazoa, Chordata, Mammalia, Rodentia, Chinchillidae.
GGCCCUUUAUGACUGUCACCUGGGGUAGACCUGUGAGCCAGCAUGACACCAAAGCGCCCUCAGUAAGAGGGCGGCAGGUCAGCCAGGCCAGAGCCUGGACCUGGGCCCCAGCUUCGAGCAACCAUGGAGGAUGCCUUGAUCAGCCCUGCCAGGGAUUUGUAAGGUGGCCCUGCCUGGUCCCCCUGCCAUCCACUCACUCACUGGAGUCUGCGAGGACUUUCCCAGCUCCAGGGUCAAAGGGUGGAAGUCCCAGGGUGGGAGGCAAGGCCUCCUUUAUAUCCAGCGAAGAAGAAGAAAUGCAGCAGCAGAGAGCAAGAGAGCCAGGGGGGCCAAGACCAGGAGAAACGGAGGUGGGGAUGGAGUGGGGCUGGCCCCUGAAACCAGGGUCAGAGCAAGGGCUACCCAGGCAAGGGGCAUCCCCUAGCUCAGGGCCUAGACUCUGCCCCUGCCCCACCGUGCCACCAGGAGGAGGGGCCUCAGUUUCGCCCAGGGCAGUACCCCCACAGCUCCAGAGAGAGCGGCUGGGAUCUACAAAACCAUCCUUUCUCCAGCUGGAGCAGGAGAAUCACAGCCUGAAAAGGCAGAAUCAGGACCUCCGGGAGCAGCUGGGGGCAAUGCUGGGGCCAGGGCAGUUCCUGCCUCUAUGUACUGAGCACUCCAGCUGCUCAGCCCUGGCCUGGUCCCCCGAGUCAGCCAGCACCCGGCCCCCAGAGGACAGGGCUCCUGUGCAGCUGCUGAGGCGUGAGCUGUGCCGGGGGGAGGAGGCCUUUGUGCAGCAAUCCCAGAAUGAGCUGCAACAGAUCCGACUGUCCUUUGAGAGGAAGAAGAUGGCCAUCACAGAGGUAUGGGAUGGCGUGGCAGAGGUACACAUGGCCCUGAACAACCAGGCCACUGGGCUCCUGGUAGGUCCCCAAGGUGACAGUCAGGAGCAGGAGGAGCGAGGGAAGAACCUCAAGAAGGACAUUCGGGGUGUGCUAGACCAAAUGGAGGACAUUCAGCUGGAGAUUCUGGGGGAGCGGGCCCAGUGCCGCAGCCAGGCCAGGAAGGAGCAGCAGAUGGCAUGCGUGGCACCCUCAGCACAGGCUCUGACACGGCACCCUCCCCAACAGAAAGGGAGGCCACAGCUGGGAUGUUCCAAGGGCUUCAAGGGCCAGCUCUGGCUGCUGGCCCUGAGGCUGCUGCUGGGCACCCUGCUGGCCUGCACUGCUGCCUACGUGUACGUGGUGGACCCUGCGCCCUUUGAGGGGCUGGUGCCGCCCCUGCUGAGCCGAGCCACAGUCUGGAAGCUCCGGGCCCUACUGGGCCCCUUCCUGCGUCUCGAGGUAGAUGACUUCCUGCCCUUCUAGGCCGGAAGCCCAGUGGCCCCAGCGAGGAGGAGGCCAGGCUGCCGGCGCUGCCCCACGUGUCCAGUGGCCCCGCCGGCUCCUGUUCAUGGCACCG